CUUUAGCAGGCGGAAGCGGAAGUGGAUUUCGCCGCCACGCGGGAAGCAAAAAUACAUUUUCCCCCGAAGCGGCGGAGGCGCCGGGAGCCUCCCCUAGGUCGACUCAGCCUCAAACCAGUACAGUACCUGGCGCGGCGUCACGUACCGCGUCAACCCGCAAUGGAGGCGACUGUGCCGUGUGCGUGCAAGGGCGUGCGCACCUGCCUGGCCUGUGAGUCCGACGACAAGUGGAGGCGACACAACAACAACCGCCACAACAACAACGACAACAACCACAACAACAACAAUGACAACAACCGCAGCGACGACGAUAGCUGCAGAGAGGUUCGAGCUUGUGCUGGAGUUUGAUCCGGCGCUGGGGCUGGCCGUGGUGCUGCCGGGCUUGCCGCUUGCCGGACUGGCGGCGAGCGUGGGCGGCGUGCACGUGUGGCGCGACUUCCUCAGCCCCGAGGAGGAGCGAGAACUCGUCGCCGCCAUCGACCGCGACGAGUGGAGACCGUCGCAGUCGGGAAGACGCAAGCAGGACUACGGGCCCAAGGUGAACUUCCGCAAGCGGCGUGUGCGAGCGGCCGGCUUCUCGGGGCUGCCGCCGCUGAGCCGGGCGCUGGCGCUGCGCGUGCGCGCCGCCAGCCCCGCGCUGCUCGGCGACUUCGUGCCCGUCGAGCAGUGCCACCUGGAGUACGAGCCGUCGCGCGGCUCCAGCAUCGACGCACACCUGGACGACGCGUGGCUCUGGGGAGACCGCCUCGUCACCGUCAACCUCCUCUCGGACACGGCGCUCACGCUCACUCGGCCCGCGGGGCGGGCGGGCGGAGACGUCGGGGCGCGGGAGGGUGCGGCCGCGGGGACGGGAGAUGCUGGAGAGGCCGCCGACGGGUCAGGUCAGCCGCCGCCGCCGCCGCGAGGUGACGGGGAAGCCGCGGGUGGGAGGAGGGGCACGGCGGCGGGGGGGGACGGCGAGGGAGCUCGGCACGAGAGGGAACGCCCGGAAGGUUUGGAGGAGCGCAGGGAUGGGCCGAGACAUUCAGGGGACGUGGGGACGCUGACAACCGGGGUAGCGGUAGGGGGGUAUUUGGGAGGAGUGGAGAUCGGCAACGGCGCGGACGACGUCCAAUCGGCGGGAGGUUCGGGAGAAGUUGACGACGACGAUGAUGACGACGACGGGGAGUACGUCACGUUGAGGCCCCUUUCUUUUUGGCAGCAAAGACGGGAGAACCGGCUCCGCCAAAACCCGGCACCGGACCUCCAAUCCCCAAUCGCCACCACACCGCAAAUGCACCGUCCUCCCGCUUUUCCGGACUCGUGUGUGCGCGUGCCGGCGUCCUCGGUGACGGUGCGCGUGCCGUCCCCGCGCCGGUCUCUGGUGCUGCUGCGGGGCGCGGCGCGGCGCUCGUGGCUGCACGCGGUGCGGCGGGGCGACGUGGCGGCGCGCCGCGUGUGCAUCACGCUGCGGGAGCUCUCCGCCGAGUUCCGGCCGGAGCCCCGUGCCCUGGCGCUGCUCGCCGACGCGGCGCUGGCGCCGGAGGGGACGGCGCGGAUGGACCAGGUGGAACCGGAGGAAGUGGCGGUGACGACGGCGAUGACGACGGCGAUGACGACGGCGAUGACGACGGCGAUGACGACAACGGCGACAACGGAGGUCGGAGAGCUGCGAAGCGGUCGCUCGGCGGAGAUUGGGGCGCAGUUGUUGGCGACGGCGCUCACGUUCCGGGGAAUGCCGGUGCUGUGACCGGUUCCGACCUCGCUGCGCCACGAGCUCAUUCGAAACUAAAAUGCAUCUCGAUAAUAAUAUUCCUCAAUUUCGAUUUAGAGCUUUCGUGACUGCAGGGAUUCAUCUUCUUGGUUCUUUCGGUAAAGUCACGUAGAAGGGAAGUAAUAAAAUAAUAAAAAUAAAACAUUAAAUAAUUCUCACGACGUUUCGGCCACAACGCAAGCAGCCGUCCUCAGGUGAAGAACAGGUCUGUCGGAAAGACAGCGUCUGAAUGAACACGACCAAGCUUGGCAGCGUAUAUAUUUAAGCUGGGUUACGUGACUUUACCGAAAGAACCAAGAAGAUGAAUCCCUGCAGUCACGAAAGCUUUAAAUCGAAAUUUACCCACCUCUGUCCAUCAAGCAGCAUAAAUGGGUAAACCACAGUUGAUCGGCAGGUUGCAUGCGGUGAAAAAAAUAUGGCUAUCCCCUACCCAGGGCCACCACGGUGGCGAGAUGUUAACUACCUCGCUAGGUAUACAGGAGGUCGUGGGUUCGAUCUUGACCCUGACGCCUGCUGUGUAUUUGGAGUGUGCACGUUCUAUCUCCCCGUGGUUGUUUGGAUUUUUCUCCAGGUCCUCCGGUUUUCCCCUCCACGUUUAGAAUCAACGUGCUUUUAGAGUAAUUGGCUCCUAUAAAUUUCCACGUGAUACGCCACUUCGUUGAGCUAUGAUUUGUGAUGACCAGGUCGCUUCUAAAAAAAUAGCUGUAUAGCUCAGUGGGGCCUUACCUGGUAAAAUAAAAAAAAACUUUUAUGCUUCCAAGACAUCUGACCAGUGUGGAAGAAUAGGACAAAUAUCCUCAAGAGUUGUGCAAAGUCACGCUGAAAUUCUGCUUCACAGAAGGCCUGUCAGAAACCUGCUGGACAUGCUGCCAUUGUAGCUUCACAGCUUAUCAAGUACACGUCGUGCCCUUUAUAAAUCCACCGCUGGAUGUGGCCUCUGCAUGCCUUACGGAUUGUGAGGUCAUUUACCCAUACUUUACCACGCUGGUCUUGUGGAAAUGUGGGGAGCAAAAAUGUACAAAAUAACCGUGAAUUUUACUGCACUGCCUGCCACAUGGUCCUGCAGCCGACUGUGGCAACCUGGUGUGCAUAUUAGUUACUCAUCUGAGCACUAUCCAUGCCCGGUUGUGCUUAGCUUCCAAGAUAUUUGUUGGAAGAGCGAAUGCCGAUAGGAUCUCUCGUGGCGACGCUAGGGAUCUGUGGUUAAAAAUAUUUGCGGAAAGCCAGGGUUUCGUAUUAAUGUAUCAAGUGUGAUUGAUACACAAUCACCACACGACCAUCCAGAACUGAACUCUGGACGAAAAUUAUUCCUUUCUCAUCUCCUGAACUGUGUACUGUAAGUAUACGUUCUCUGUCAUUGGUUUUGCUAAUAAACAUAACUUAAUGGGA
Molecule: messenger RNA, 3142 nt
Organism: Lethenteron reissneri (Far Eastern brook lamprey)
Lineage: Eukaryota; Metazoa; Chordata; Hyperoartia; Petromyzontiformes; Petromyzontidae
Gene: ALKBH4
Product: alkB homolog 4, lysine demethylase
Biological process (GO): demethylation
Molecular function (GO): oxidoreductase activity; demethylase activity
Source: RefSeq, a predicted model, not a curated record